AUGAUCCUGCCCGUGGGUGCCGCUUCCUUCAAGGAGGCGAUGAUCGUCGGCGCGGAGGUCUACCACAACUUGAAGGCGGUGAUCAAGAAGAAGUACGGCCAGGAUGCGUGCAACGUGGGCGAUGAAGGCGGCUUCGCCCCCAACGUGCAGGACAACAACGAGGCGCUGGAUGUGCUGAUGGAGGCCAUCAAGAAGUCUGGCCACGAAGGCAAGGUGAAGAUUGGCACCGACGUGAAGUCCGUGCCGCAGCUCAUUGAGUACUACAAGAGCUGGUUGUCGAAGUACCCCUUUGUCUCCAUCGAGGCCAGCAGGGCGCCCUCUCUAGGACUCGAAGCUAAGCCUUCUGUUUUUGGGUGA
Molecule: messenger RNA, 357 nt
Organism: Symbiodinium necroappetens
Lineage: Eukaryota; Dinophyceae; Suessiales; Symbiodiniaceae
Source: the annotation of a GenBank genome assembly